CCCGAUUCGGCGAUUCAGUUGCUUCCAUUGUUGAUUUAGAACCCCUCAGAUCUUUAGCUUCAACGCCGCGAACCCAGCGUCGCGUCUAAACUUACGGCUCUGAUAAGCCUUUCCCACCACGAGACCUCGGGCAACACUGCACUACACCGCACUGCGUCAACAAAGACAACUACCCGGGAGCCCGUCAAUGGAACACUGGUGCUGGACGUGUUUUGCCCUGCCAUAUGUCACCCUCCUUCCAUCUGAGCCAUGUCUGAGGACGUAUCCAAGUUUUUGAUGCAGGUUCGAGAGCUGGGGGACAGACGUGUCGAAGAGGACGAGGCGCGAUCCAGAGAGCUGGAAGAGAAGAUAUUGCAAGACAGAAAAGAACGACAGGCCCGUCGCGCAGAACGCGCCCGGUCUAUUUCACCCCAGAAAUCCUCGCCCGCAAACACCCCGCCUCCUUCAGCGCAACGCGCCGCCGCGCAAGCACCUGAACGUCUUGCUCUUGAUUCCUCGCCCAUUCUCGAACCGCCAGCAAGCCCUCAAUUAGGAGGCUUGCCCCAGUCCGACUCAAUGAAUUCCUCUCCAACCAAAGAGAAUGAGUCGCCGUUCGAAUCAGACAAUAAACGUGCGAGCGGUUCCAUGUCUCCCACGCGAACGGGAUCUAUGGCACGGGGCCUAAGUUGGCAACAGCGACGACCAACUUCUAUAAGCCGGCCACUAUCCAUGGUGGCAGCGGAGAAUGCAGCCCGUUCUUCCAACAGUUCGACAGAACCCACUGAGCCUGCGUCGAGAGACCAGAUUUCCCAGGCUUUGUCGUCGAAAGAUCCUGCCUGGUUCCGUCAGACCGCAGAUCGAGGCAUAUCUUCUGACGCAUAUAGGAAAGAACAGGUGGAAGACGAGGAGAGAACGGACAUGUCAUCAACGAAGACACAGCUUCCGGGAAUGGCGCGUGGGCCAACGGCAGAGCCUACUAAAGGCGAAUCAAAUUCACGGCCUGAGUCCCCUGGCUUGAAUCAAGGCCUUGCAUCACCUAUUGUGUUCACCAAAUCUCAAAAGCUGGAUCCCCCCAACGGCGACACUCAUUCAGCGCCAGAUGCAACUCAGGAAAGGCAGCAUCUGGUUUCCUCACCUUUGUUGGGGCGAACUUCGCCCACAAGGACGGAUCGGCCCGUUUCGCCGACAAAAGGCAUGGGCGGGUUUGUGCAGAGUGCCAUGAUGAAGCGUUCCGACAGUGUGAAUAAAAGAUGGAGCGUCCAUUCGUCGACAGGAUUGCAACGUGGUGAUUCAGUCGCUUCAAGCCACGGCACUUACGAUGCCCCAAAUCGCAAGAGCAUGAGUGCCAAGUCCCGACCAACAAGCUUGUUCCGGGAGACCUCAUUAGAGACGUCCUCGCAACCGAGUUCCAGCCAAGGCAAAGAGGGCCGAUAUGAUAUUGAACCAAUUUCUCCUUCAACGGUGGACACGUCACUCAAACUUGACACAAAAACACCCUCACCCCCAGAGCCACGAGAACCAGAUGCGGAAAAAGCCACACCUCCCUCUAGUCCAUCAAAGACAAUGGACCAGAGAAGGUGGAGUCCCAAUAAAGCUAGCUGGCUUGAGUCUGCUCUUAAUAAGCCUGAGUCUCCGAAGCCGAAGCAAACUCCACCUUCGAAUCAGCCUGCGUGGAUGGCAGAAUUGGCGAAAGCGAGAGCUCAGAAGGCUUCCAGUAAUUCUAGUACGGACCUUGGAAGGGCGCCGACUGUUUCCCACAAACACCAAGUCAGCAUUGGCGGACUUGCGAGGACCUCGACCCCCAGCGUCAUUGCUAAGCCAUCGGCCUUGGGUGGGUUGCCCGGGUCCGUCACUCCCUCAACUGGUGGCACUCGUCCAGGUUUCGGAAGUGUUCGCAAGAACUCCCAGGUUUCAGCUGGGGAGGAUGGCGACGAUAAGGAGUCUCCAACCUCCGCUAAUCCAAAGCCAGAUACGCCGCCAACGAAAGAUUUCCGCGCAAAUUUGAAACCUAGACACGUGCCUUCGGCGUCCGGUAGCACCAACAAUAAUGAGCUCAAGAGUGUUUUCGGCACUUUACGAAAGACGACAACGCAGAACUACGUUGCGCCCGAUGAACUAAAGAGCAACAUCCUGCGAGGUAAAGCCGGUCUGAAUCUGACAGGCGGCCCCCAGAAAACGGAACGCAAAGAUGAGUUCAAAGAGGCAAUUCUGGCCAAGAAAAAGGAGUUCCAGAAAGUCCAGGUCGAAGGCAAAGGGGUCGCCCGUACUGCGAGCGAUGCAAGCGAGACGCCGCUCCCGGAGGGCCUGGCAAAGAAGAUGGAGCUAGGACGUUCAGGCACGCUGAGACGGGAUUCCGCUACCUCGGAUGUCUCAUCCGUCAUUGACCUGUCGAAGAGAUCGAGUGUAGUUUCCAAACACGACUCUACCUCCCAAGCGACGCCCACUUUGUUCGACCGACCAAUGUCGCUUGAACGACGCGGCUCGAUGCCUCCGCGCAGCCCUGUAGAGCCGAGGCGCCCGAGUUCUGGGCCAAAACGAGGUUCAGCACAGGAGGUUCCUAUCGUCAAGCCCAAGCAGAAUGCGGCCCCAACGCCCGGUUUGCAUAAAGAGACAAGCGUCCCUGGCCGUCUCCAGCCCAAAGUUGGCGGCACACUAGCUAAUCGAUUCAACCCUGCACUGGCUGGCCUACUUGCUCGGGGGCCGCCUACGUCGUCGUCUGCGCCUUCUAGUGAUACGGACAGUCCUGUCCCUCCAUCGACGUCUUCUGAUGGUGGAGACGGCAGCGAAGCUGCUUCGGUGCCUAAGCUGACUCACAUGACCAAAAACCGUGCUCGAGGACCCAGACGAAAGGCGCCUACGUCUACUGGAGCUGGAGCAUCGUCCCCAAGCAAAGAUUUGCAGGAUGCAGUGAACACGACGCCCUCCGCAUCCAAGCCCGCUUCUUCGUCCCUAAGUUCAUUGCAAAAGGAGGAUGUCCCAGUUACGACGUCCAGACCUCAAGUUGCCAGCCUGGUCGGCUCGUCAAUGAAGGGCUAUGGGUCUUCUUCGCGCCCAGGGCCCGAAGCAAUCUCGAUUGUUGAUUCUUCAAAGAAGGCAUUCGAGCCAACCGCCAGCGACCUUCCAGCCAAGUCGUCAUCCCCGAGUAGGAUGCACAGUCGGUCUCCAAGUAAAAUACACGAGCAAGUUGCUGCAUUUGCUACACUGAAGAGCUCCCCCUCCCCGACCAAAAUACGGGAGGAAGUUGUGCUGGAAAAAUCACAGCCAGCAUCUCCAAGUAGAGGCCAUUCGCGCUCUCCGAGCAAGAUACACGACCAAGUCGCUGCAUUCUCGGCAUUCAGAAGUCCAACUUCCCCAACGAAAACUCGAGAUGAGCCUGAGCAACGUUCACAGCCACCAUCCCCUAGAAAGCUAGACAUGAAACGGAUGUCCAAGUUCUUCGAUGAAUCAAAUCAAAUCUCUGAGAGUGUUGUAGAGCGUGAACCCCCGAAAAAUGCGGUCAAAUCCCCAAGCCCAGAUUUCGAGAAAACGAAAGUACGCUCGCCCCCAUUAAGCGCAUCUGGUAAAGCAAGCCCUUCAUUCAGCAAGCCUACAGGUCUAGGCACAAAGGGGCCUGAAGUGUGGUCACCUCCGCCAACCUCGUCUGGUCGGCCGUCUCCUUCUCUAGAAGGUCAAACGAGGAAAGAGCCUGCUUGGAGCGACAAAGUCGAUUCAGCAUCUAGCGUGUCGGUGGCUGGCGGCUCUUCCAUGUUUGGAGGCAAGGCUCUUCCGGCGAUACCACCAACAGGAGACUUGACACACCCGAAGUCCGCAUCGAAGCCACUUCCAUCGGAGCCAAAGUCCGCAUCGAAGCCACUUCCAUCGGAGCCAAAGUCCGUACCAAAACCUCUGCCCAGCCCGGGGCCAAAAUCACCUCUCUCCAUGGCUUCUCCAAUGCGGUCGCCUACAAAGCAAGCCACCGAGGUCUCGUCGGUCUUGAACGAGUUCUUUGGCCCCAAUCGUCCCAAGAGAGAAUAUCGCGUGGAUGCGGCUGAGCUUUUGAUGAAUAGACCUGCCACUUCUGCUUCUAGAAUUCAGACUCUGAGUGCACAACUGUUUCAGUUUUCGGCCGAUGGCAAGAAAUUGCCUGUGCCGGCCCAAGGUGAAAGGGUGCUCUAUGAGCGUGAGAUGUAUCUUUGCUCUCAUACAUUCAAAGAUGCUGCUGGCAAGAAAACUAGCGAGGUUUACUUCUGGGCUGGUGAUGACGUCUCUUCUUCCAUUGUGGAGGACGCAUCAACCUUCGUCACUCGCGAAGCCAGAGCGCUGGGUGGCAAAUUAGUCAAAUUGCGGCAGGGCAAGGAAACACCCGAGUUCGUAGCAGCACUGGGGGGCAUCAUAAUCACUCGCCGUGGGACAAGCAACAAGUUCGACUCUCUAGCACCGCACAUGCUCUGCGGACGGCGAUACCUCGGUCAAGUUGCGUUUGACGAAGUCGACUGUUCGUCUGCAGCGCUAUGCUCCGGGUUUCCCUACCUCAUCACUAAUGCCGGCCGAUGCUAUCUGUGGAAAGGCAAAGGCAGUGGUGUUGACGAGCUCAGUUGUGCACGCCUAAUAGGAAUGGACUAUGCACUGUCGGGCGAGAUGGAGGAGAUUGAAGACGGUCGCGAACCAGCAAACUUCUGGGACCUUUUCAAGGACGGUGGCCCUAAGUUCAGUUCGGCCGACCACUGGCGGUUGAAGCCCAACUACGAUAAAUACUGCAGCAGGCUGUUCUGUUCCAGUGCAGCUUCCAAGCAACAGAUCCUCGAGCUAUCGCCAUUCUCGCAAGCCGAUCUCCACCCUACCAAGAUUUACGUGCUCGAUGCCUUCUUCGAGCUGUACAUCAUAGUGGGGUCGCGCGCGCAGCUGCAGUACGCCUCGUUCCACAACGCACUCGAUUUCGCCCAGGAGUACGCCAUUCUCGCCGCGGGCAUGGAGGACCGGCCUUUUGUGCCCAUCUCGACUGUUGUGCUCGAGGGGAUCCCGAGGGACAUGAAGAGAGUGUUCCGCAAGUGGCGCGACGCCGAUAGCCCGACCAUCACGAACACGCCCGGGUCUGGCACGGGCCUGCGUAGGGGAAGGAGUCUAAGGAUCGUGCCGCUGAACCAAGCUCUUCAGGCGCUGAGCGACUAGGGUCCGUCUCGGAGCCGAAGGUGGUUUUGAAGGGUACACCCAAUGAAUGUUUCUUGGAAUGACAUGAUGUAGAGAUGAUAGUAUAUGGGGUAAUGAGCCAUGUCCUACCACGCGCUAAGGUCUCGAACUUAUCCGCAAACAUGCUGUGGCACUAUGGCGCAAAGACGUGGAGGGGUGACAGCAGCAGCUGCAGUCAUUCUUCUCUCCGUGUAUACCUGACUUGCCCAUGCUUACAGAACAACGCCUCUUUGUAAAUUAUGAAAACCGUGGAACGCUAGCCACAAGGUUGCUAGUCGCUAGGUUGGGGUGGGAGUGGCAACAAUUGCAUCGCAUGGAGGUGCAUGGUGGCGUUUACGCGCGACCACAAUAUUUGCUUAUUAUACACAUGUUAUACCUACACCCAACGAACGAAAGAUGUGUGUGAGAG
Molecule: messenger RNA, 5554 nt
Organism: Pseudomassariella vexata
Lineage: Eukaryota; Fungi; Ascomycota; Sordariomycetes; Amphisphaeriales; Pseudomassariaceae
Exons: 3
Coding region: 250-5127 (1625 amino acids)
Biological process (GO): actin filament severing; barbed-end actin filament capping
Molecular function (GO): actin filament binding; phosphatidylinositol-4,5-bisphosphate binding
Source: RefSeq, a predicted model, not a curated record